AUGUACAACCCGCACAUCUACCUGGCUCCGUCGGCACCACCUCCACCACCUCCGCCGAUCCACGUCCCCCCGCCGCACACGCACGCGCACGCACACGCGCCCCCACCCCAGCCGCCGCCACACGUCAUGCACGCGUACGUCGGGGUGACGGGGUGCCACGGCGGGGUGCCGUACCCCGCGCUGCCGCUGGUGUCGACUGCCCUGGCGGCGCCUCCUCCGCCACCUCCGCCGAUGCCACUGAUCGUCGACGAGCCCCUGCGCGCCGUGCACGAGCACGAGGUGAUCCACGGACACGAACAUCUCAACGCGCACCCGCACCCGCACCCGCACGAGCAGCCGCAGCAGAUCCCCGCGAUCGUCGACCACGAGCACCGGCACCCGCAUGACCUCGCGCCGCAAGAGCCAAUGAUGUACGCCGCCCCGGCAUCGCCCCCGCGCAAGCGUAAGCGCCACACGCGCACCACGACCGGAUGCCAGUCGUGCAGAGUCCAGCGGGUCAAGUGCCCCGAAGGCCCCGUGAUCGCGCACGGCAAGAUCGCGUGCCGCCGCUGUUGGGAGGUCGACCGCCCGUGCUUCUACCCCGUCGAGGGGACCGUCAAGCGCGGCAAGAUGAAGCAAGAGCGGUGGAUCCGGGCCGUCGAGGCCGGCCCCGAGUGGAACUAUGACACGGACGGCGGCGCGACCGACGAGGGCGUGGGCGUGUACGAGUGGACGAUGGCCACCGCCGCCACUGCGCCGGGGUCGACGGCGACAUCCACCUAUGCGCGCACCCAGUCGCCUCCCGACUCGGAGGGUGGCGGCGCCAGUGCCCCCGCGGCGCUCCCUACACUCCCUGCUCCUGCGGCCCCGGCGAUGGUGUCGUCGUCUGCGAAUGCACUCGUGCCGGUCACGGUCAACCCGACGACGCAGUCGACGCCGGUCGGCGUCGCGACGUGGAUCUCGAACGAGCUCCUCAACCAGCUGCUCAACCCCGCGCCGCCGAGUGUGUUGACGAGCUUCUCGCUCGCCAACCUGUCCAGCUCGGAGACGGACCGCUCCAUCGUGUCGUACUUUGAGUCGCAGGGGUGCAACGAGAUCUGCGCCGCGACGAGUUCAAAGUCAAACUGGAUCUUUGCGCAGCUGUUCCCCCGCCUGCUCACGAUCCUCUUCUCCCCGCCUCCCCCUUCAGAGGAAGGGCUCGCCCUCACCGUCCGCCAGUGGCUCUUCAACUGCCUCAUGCACCUCUGCUACGUGCACCGCGGGAACGUGGAGACGGAGCAGGCCAAGUCGUGGCACUGGAAAAGCGAGGCGCAGAGCUAUCGCCGUAAGGCGAGCUACGCCAUCUUGCGCGCCAAGGUGCGCUUCCCCGAGGACGCUUGGAAGACGGAGGAGUACUUAAUGGGCUUCUUCGUGCGUUGCAUGGCCGACAUGCUCGACGGCGGCCGAAUCUACCUCGAUGACGACACGCUGUUCGAGCCCCCAAAAGAGAUGCCGUCGCCGUUCUACCAGAGCCUGUGGGACAUGAUCGCGACGUACUCGAUCCAUCAGUUCGCCUGCUCCCCGCUCGGGUCCGUCCCGACCUCGGCGCCGCAGUUCGAGCUGCUCCCCGACGGGCCGGAAUGGGUCGAGACGUUCUUCGGGUACUCGCGGCGGAUCAUCAAGCUGGUCGGCAAAGUGAACAGCAUGGUAUCGCAGCGCGCAGCCCUCAUCGGCGCCGGCGCCGAGCUGGACCGGCGGGGCCUCGAGCUGCGCACGCAGGCGGAAAAACUCCUCGUCGACAUUGGCGACAUGUGGGCGUGGGACGAGGGCUCGCAGGACAUGGGGAAGAGCAACCGCAUCCAGCGGGGCAGCGAGGUCGUGCGCUCGGCCCUGCGGGUGAUGCUGCUCACCGAGGUUCUGAAUGUGCCACUUGACGACCCGCGUAUCGAGACUGUCCGCGCGCGCAUCAUCGAGCUCGUGGCCGACGCUGAGCCAGUCGCGAUGGGCGGGUUCCAGUGGCCCCUGACCGUCGUGGCCAUCUACACACGGGACGAGGCGCAGCGCGCCGAAAUGCUCCGCCUCGUCCGGCUCGCCCUCACCAUGAGCUUUGGCGGAAACUACCGCUCGUCUGAAGAAAUCCUCACUCUCUGCUGGGAGGUGCUGGAUAACAGCAAGGACGGGUACGAGAAUGGCAUUGCGCCCGAGCCCCGCACGGCGCCAUACCCGUCGCUCGCGAAGCGCAAGCGGCACACACGCACGACGACAGGAUGCCGCCAGUGCCGCGCCCAGCGAGUCAAGUGCAUCGAGGGCGCGACGCUCGAUAGCGGCCAGCGGGUAGCGUGCCGCCGGUGCUGGCAGGCGGAGUCACGCUGCCAGUACCCCGUCCGCGGCGUCGCCACGCGCGGCAAGCUCGACUGCGAGGACAUCUGGGUCGACGCCGUCGCGGCCGAGGUGUGGCAGGGCCAGCGGGUCAUCAAGGAGCGCGAGGCGGUCCUGAGGCGCUGGCAGGGGGAUGAUAGGGGCAGUGUGCUCGAGGUGCACACCGAGGGGGUUGAGGCGAGCGCGAGCUCCAAGGGGUCGUCUUCGAGCUUGAGCCCCAGUGGUGGCGGCGGCCCGAGCCGUGCGGUGGCGCGCCCCGCUGCUGCCUUCUCUGCAUCCCAGGCGGCAGAGCACGUCGCGUCCUGGCUGCACACGGGACAGGCGUCCCAGCUCCUCGAACACCUCCUCCGCCCAUCACCAGGCGUCCAGUUCACGACACUGUCGAGCCUGUCGACCUCAUCGGCGACGCGCGCGGCGAUAUCGUACUUUGAAACAAGGGGACACAACGAGAUUGUGGCUGUCAGCAACUCGCGCUCAAACUGGAUCUUCACGCAGCUCUUCCCCCGACUCUCGGGACUACUGCUCACCCCUGCUCUCGAGGCGAAAGAGACAGCGUGGCUGCGCGACUGGCUCCACUUGGCCCUCCUUCAACUAUGCUACGUCCACCGGUCGAACGUCGAGUCCGACCCGGAGCGUGCCGGCUUCUGGCGGUCCGAGGCGGCAAGGGCGCGGCAGAAGGCAGAGUUCGUGCUCCUCCGCGCGCGGUUUCGGAGUCGGGAGGGGAUCAACUCGGAGGAGUAUCUCACCGGCUUCUUCAUCCGCUGCAUGGCCGACAUGCUCGACUCGUGCCCGCUCGACCUAAGCCCGGAACGCACCCUGUCGAACGUCGCCUCAGUGGCGUCAAUCACCAAGUCCUCAGCGCUCAUGUACCCGAUGCUGCGGUGCCUGAUCCACACGUACGCCGUCGUGCAGUACGCCUGCACGCCGCUCUCGCGGACGUGCGCGGUCCCGGCGCCCAGUUUGCCGGGGUACGUGUCGUCCGAGGACGGGCUCGUGGUCAAGUUUUACGGGUUCACGCGGCGCGUCAUCGGGCAGAUGGGCCGCGCGAGCCAGCUCGUCGCGAAGCGCUGGGCGCUGAUCAAUGCCGGCGUCGACGCGAGUGUCUUGGGACAGGUGCUGCGCGCGGAGACAGACACGCUCGGCGCAGAACUAGGCGACGUGAGCGAGCAGAACUUUGACGCCGGUGUGUCGGAGCGUAUCCAGCGGGGGACGAUCGUCCUCCAACUCGCCCUCCGCGUCAUGCUCCUCUGCGAAGUGCUCGAGACGGACCUCGCCGACGAGCGGAUAACGCGUCUCCGCGCACAGGCAAUCGAGCUCGUGGCGGACUGCGACCCGACCAACCUGUCCGGCUUCCUCUGGCCCAUGACUGUCCUAGGCAUCUACUGCGACGACAAGGCCGACCGCGAGACAAUAGCGCACCUCAUGCACCUCAGCCUCGGGACGUCGUACGGCGCAAACUACCGCGGCUCGGACGAGGUGCUCGUGCUGUGCUGGGAUGUGCUGGAUGCGGGUGGGUACCCGCACGGGAUUGCGCCGUGGCGCGAGAGCAUGGCGGCGCUGGGGCGGAACAUCUGGCUGUGA
Molecule: messenger RNA, 3918 nt
Organism: Vanrija pseudolonga
Lineage: Eukaryota; Fungi; Basidiomycota; Tremellomycetes; Trichosporonales; Trichosporonaceae
Exons: 6
Coding region: 1-3918 (1305 amino acids)
Biological process (GO): positive regulation of transcription by RNA polymerase II
Cellular component (GO): nucleus
Molecular function (GO): zinc ion binding; DNA-binding transcription factor activity, RNA polymerase II-specific; transcription cis-regulatory region binding
Source: RefSeq, a predicted model, not a curated record